Molecule: messenger RNA, 1432 nt
Organism: Kickxella alabastrina
Lineage: Eukaryota; Fungi; Kickxellomycota; Kickxellomycetes; Kickxellales; Kickxellaceae
Exons: 1
Coding region: 469-1224 (251 amino acids)
Source: RefSeq, a predicted model, not a curated record
UCACACCUUUGGUGCCGCACGCAUCGGACACGCAUACCCGAGCGUCUCGAGCUCAUGUUCUCUCGCACGCGUGCUAUUCUUAAAAAUCAUAUCUGUCCUGGCACCCGUCGUGUGCAAAUGCCACAUAUGCAGGCGAGUAUUAAUAUCGCGGGCCAUCCAAUAAUGCACCGCGGUAUUCAUAUUAAAGUCGUCCAUCCACAGCCGGUCAUAACAGUCCUUGCGCUCGCCGCACGUCUGGUUGACAGCCACAGGGUCAAGGCCAAAGCAUUGAGGGUUGACUGACGCGUGCUUGAUAAAAUGAUAUGCGUCAUAGACCAUUAUUUGCAGCCGACCUCUGGGAUUCGCAGCAGGCUUAUGUGCAGAAUCAAUAUUGGUAUCGCGUUUUUGCAUUGGCUGGUGAAUGCCGUUGCCAGCAGUGUGCAGGGCUAGGCGUGGUGAGGCGGCUUUGGGCAGCGGGUGGCCGCCGUUAUGCUCCUUGGGCGCUGUGUAUGUGCGUGGCAGGUCAACUGUAAUGUAAUGGGUAAUGGGGGAGGCUGCCCGCGUGCGGUGGUUUGGCAGGUAGUGCGGCGGGUGGAGGGGCGCCAGCUGCGCGCUGUUGGUCAUCGUCGAAUGUCCAAUUUUGCUGAACCGGUUGAGAAGACCCUGUGGCAGAUCGUGCGUGAUUCUCUCAGUAGCUCUCCUAACCUCCCUCUGCACCUCCCUCUUCUCAUGCUUUAUCACCAAUGGCGAGUCCUCAAUGGGAGGCGGCGUCAACACAAGUACCUGAAGAACCUUGUUGUGCGACUCGCGCUCCAUCUGCAGAAUAUCUUGGAAUAUAGACUCUUGAAUAUCCUCGACCGUAAACUUUGUAUUGUUUCCACCUUUGCCCAGCGCCAGGCAAUCAUUGGCACCCGUCCAGAUCGUAUACAGGGUUUUUUGGGGAUCCGCAUACCCAGUGUUGCGCGACUUGAGCAUAAAACCACGCACCUGCUGCUUUGUCCCCGGAAUCGUAUGCCCCAGGAGAUUGCCCUGCCACAGUGCGUUAUCCGAAGACGCUCCGCCGUGCGCGAAAUUGCGCAUUUUUAUCUUGCCCAAUCCGCCCAAAUCCAGAAUAAGGUUGUCAAUCCAAUUGGGUCCGUUAGUAAAUCGGUGGUGCCAGUAAUAGGGCUCGCUCGGGUACUUGCCCUCGGUGAUGUGUGCUCCAUUGCCGCUGUCCGAGUAGUUGUCGCCAAAGGAUAUUAUUGACGACCAUGGCGACGGAAUAUUGUGCCAGCGCCGCUUAUGGUGGUUGAUGUUGGCCAGCCGGCAGCUUAUUAUCACUACGGUCACCAGUGUGACCAGUGGGUAUAUUGCGUACGUGUAGUCGCUGAGAGAGAUUUUUGGUCUGACCCACAUUGUAUGUUAUUUAUUAUAAUAGAGUGCUCAGUUUAUAUGUAUUUGAAAUUGAUGUGGA